This is a messenger RNA of Maniola jurtina (meadow brown), 7675 nucleotides long. Its product is annotated as broad-complex core protein-like. Bases 148 to 474 code for a protein of 108 amino acids. Lineage: Eukaryota; Metazoa; Arthropoda; Insecta; Lepidoptera; Nymphalidae. The transcript is spliced from 2 exons. The record is from RefSeq and is a predicted model, not a curated record.
ACGGAUCAAAUCCGGUUUUUUUAGUGACUACUUGGACGGAGUUGGCGCGGCGUGCGGCAGAAUUCAUCUAGCAAAGAGAACCUUCACGAGGCCAAUCAUCCUACAGCCGUACUUAACACCACUCAUAAAGCUGUACCGCCCCUCCGUAUGCCCCCGCCCACCGCCGGCGGGAUCAACGAGCCGCAGGAGUGUCCGUACUGCCGCCGGACCUUCUCCUGCUACUACUCCCUGAAGCGACACUUCCAAGACAAGCACGAGCAGUCGGACACGCUGUACGUGUGCGAGUUCUGCCACCGGAGGUACCGCACCAAGAACUCGCUGACCACGCACAAGAGCCUGCAGCACCGCGGCUCCAGCGGCAUGCUCAAGCGCCUGCUCAAGACGUCGGCGCUGCACGGCGCGCUGCAGCCCGCGCCGCACCACCUCUUCGACCUGGGCGAGCACGCGCCGCAGCUGCCGCCGGGCCUGCAAUGACCGCAGCCCACGGCGUGAACCGGCCCGCGCGCGCCCGCCGCCUCGCGGUAGGGGAGCGACAUGUGCAAUAUACGGACGAUGCCAAAACGAUGCAGGACUCUGCCGCAUUUCUAAUGGUUAAUUGUGUAUUAUAAUGGUAGUAAAAUAUUGACGUUAGUUUUAAAAAUGAACAGUAUUGUCGCACGCGACUCGUAGGAGUCGUCUAGUGUUACGCUUCGAGGAUCGGACUUCGCUUUGUGACCCCCACGAAGUUUGCAAGAGUUUAGUAGAAAUGGUCAAACAGUGUUCAAUACGACAAUGUAAUUCAGAGCAAUACUAAAGUAUUAAUAUGUCUAGUACUGCCAAAAUAAUGCCAACUGUAUUCUAAAGAGAUUGCAUUUUUUUGAAUCACUUUUCGAUAAAUGUCUAGUGUCAAAUUAGAUUCGGUAACUGUACAAAGAGAAACGUACAAAUUUUAAACAGUAAAUAUUAAAAUAAAGAAAAUAUUUUUUAAAGAAACUUUUUCGGAUCGCCAAAUCUAAAUUUAAAUACAGAUUAUUUAGGAGUUAAUUACCAAAAUUUUUAGAUAAAAGAGAGAAAAAAAUGUUAAUGUUGAUUAAAAUAAAAGACUACUGAGAAUCUGAUUUCGAAAGUACAAAGGUGUUAACGUCUUAUUGAACAAUAUAUUGUAUUCUACGUGCGUUUUGGCUUCAAAUAAUAACAUUUUUUGAUCAAUGUAUAAGUAGCCGUGCCUUCGUUCGUCUUCAUGCGAUUUUAAAAGGUUUGAGGGAUAUUCCGAACUGACAAAGAAUGUGCAGAUGGCUGCCGAACGAAUCGUGACGGUAGGAGCGCGAGGAAUGCUACGGGGCUGACCUCGAAUACAGGGUUACAGGGAGGGAGACGCGAGGGCGAUGAGGCGCAGGAGAGUCGAAAACUGAGGGUCUUCGAAAAGCAGUUCUCUGUUCGACGAUCGUAUACGUGCAUGAUUUCAAAUCGUGAGACAAAAAUCGUUUCGUCUGUAUAAAUUACGUAGUUAUUAGGUAUUCACUAACAUAAUUAUAUUUAAUCUGUAUCCAUUUUCGGAUUCUCUCUAUGAGUGUAUAGUGGUUUCUUAUUUAAAUGUCGACCAACGUAGCGGACGUCUCGUUAUUGAAAAUUUAUUAGAUUAUUAUUAUAUUCUCAAAAUUCUUAAAAGUCUUAAGAUCGACCAUAAGAUGGCUGCAGAUGUAAAAAUAUAUUAUUUAUAUUAUAGGAAAUUGCUUGGGAACCGCAUUUGGCUAAAAUUGCGACGUACAUAUCUUUUCAGGGUGAAAUCGACGAAUUCAUUUCGAUAUAAUAGCGAAUCUGCAUUUACACAUAUAAGUAUAAACCCUACAUAUCACAUAUAUCUAUAAACGAAUAAAGAUACAGAAAUGAAAGUAUUUCUACGCAGUGAUAUUUCACAAGCCAAAGAAAAUAAAAUGGGGAUAAUUUCUGCCAAUAUGCAUUUAUUUCGAGUAGAAUAAAAACAUUCUGAAAAAUGAUUAUUAUUGAUUAAAUUGAACUGUGCCAUAUCUUAUCAAAAUCAUUGAAAAAUAUUAUAUUGUACGUAAUUUAAAUAAAAUAUACUAUAAAUUCAUAUCGUACGUUAAAACAGAUAAAAAUACGAACACGAAAUCAAUGCAAAAUUAGCCGCACAUUUUUGUUAAUGCAAUUUAUUUUAAAUUAAUUAAUUAAUUUCGCAUUUAUUUUUCCAAUGUUAAGCUUAGGUAUAUUCAAGUAGGUUUUUUAUUUUAUUUUUCGGAAUGUUACAUAUUCUUGCUUUGUGAUAUGAGUUUUAAUGGUUAUUUGGUAUAAUUCCAAAUAUAUUAUAAGUUUUUAUAUUCAGCUUAAAUUAAUUUGUGAAACAAAUUAUUUUCUUCUGAGUUUUGGAGCAUUUUUUGCUUUUAAACGUGGUUAUCCCCGGUAACGCGCGUACCUCCAUGUUUGUAAUACCUCACAUAUUUUGUUUUUUAUAUAUUAAUUUUUAUUUGAAUGUUAAUUAAAGAAACUGGCUGUAAAUUCCGAAAGUAAGAAACGAAUUCGGUUCGGAAACGUGAAUCGUCAUAGUAUCACCUUAGGGAGCUUAGAAGAAAAAAAGCAAGCGGGUAGUUUGAAUUGUAAAUAUGUUAUAAAUUAGCGAUUAAUACAUAAUUGAAGGAUCGUGGCAUCAUUUGGGAAUAAAGCCUCGUGAUAUUAUUAACUAAAUAGUAAAUAGAUAAAAUCAUUAUUGGAAAGGAUUUUUAUAUAUAUUCUACUAAUGGAUUUAUUAAUAGUGAAACUUAGGACUUAGUCUUUCUAUAAUGUUUUUAUUAGUGUUUGCCUUUAUUGUUUUCGCUGUGCAAUUACUUAUUUCAUUGGUUCGGCCGUUCGAAAGCUUGUUGUUGACUGCUUUGUUAAAAAAUAAAAGUUUGGAUUGUUUUCCCACCAAUUGUAUUCGUAAAAAUAUUUUGUAAUUCUAAAUUUUUGAUCUCAGUAGACAGCUGCGGACUAAAUCAUCUCGAGGACAGCCGUUGGUGAUUGUUAUUAGGCAUAAGCUCUUUGGCGUUAAGUUUGCAAGUGUCGGCAAAAAGUGUUACAAUGUAAUCGCAGCGGUAAAAUUUCAAAAAAGAAUCCCAUCAAAUUUAACAGAAUGUAACAGCGAAACAAGAAAAAAACAUUUAUAAUUUUUGCAAUGUAUACCAAAAUACUGCAUUUCUAAAUAGUAAGAUUAUUAAGUGAGAAAACUUUUUUUUUAUAAAUUAUUCAUCGUCUUGAUUUAACUAACUGUACGUAUAAUUCAUUUCGCUUCAUAGCCAGAUAAUUUAUUUUAAGUUUACUAAUGAAAUACGUUAAAUAAACAGACUGUGUUACUAAGGUAGGUAAUGCACAAAAUAAUCAACAACGGGAUGCCUUCGUAACAGUACAACUAUUACAAUAGCCUACAAUAAGUAAAUAUUAUAAGAUACUACGAAUAAAUUGCAAUAUGUAAACGAAAUCUGCCGUUGAAGACCGAUUUAAAAAAUACUGGCAUGCACACAUGCUAGCACUAUUUUAUUUUAGAGAUGCUGAAUUUAUUCUAAUGUCGCAGCUUCAAAUGUUCGUUCGUUUCGGUUUUCAUAUUGUAAUUUAGACAGUUUUACUUUGUUUGCAAAACCUGUCCAAUGUUACUGCCAAUAGAAUUCUUAAUACGAAUCAUCGAUGUUAGGCACGAUCAAAACUUAUCAAAAAAAAAAUUGAUUCAGAUUUUUUACAACAAUCAGUAGCCAUAAGAAAAUUAGUAUCGGCUAAUUGUAAAUACAUUAUCACGUAAUUUAAGAUGGAAUUUACAAUAUACGGUAAACAUAAAAUUAACACGGUUCACAAAUCGGAUUCACAAAACAAUCUUGCUUUUUAAAUCUAAGUAUUACCUCCAAUAAUAUUAAGUAUUAUCUUUGAUAAAUCUUUUAAUUUUUAUUCUUAAUAUAGCCAGAAAGCUCUCUGUGUAAAACUACUUGAAACAUUUAUGAGAUCCGAUAAUAUUCGUGCAGAUAGUAUUGCUCAAUUUGCUAUAAGCUACACUUAUUAACUAACAAAUAGAUAUACUUACAUAGUUACGCCAUUAUUAGAUUCUUUGCCGAAUAUAUUGGUCGCCAAUUUAUGCCGGACCACAUAUUUUUUACAUUUGCAAAGAUGUCGUAUAUGUGCUGCGAUCGACUCAAUCGGAGCAAUAUAUAAUCGCAUAGUGUGAAAAUGUAAACACUUCAACUAAUGAACCAAAGAACCGUGUUUCUGGUAGCUAAUAGCUAUAUCGGGACGCCUAAUGUUUGCAAGAUUUUUCUACGCUCAGUAUUUAUUUAGGAUCCUACAUCAAAACCCUUUUUUAAUAAAUUAUCUGUGUAUACUAUAUAUACAACUUGUAUACAGAUAAUAAUAGAUAACAAAUAUUGCAGAAAAUCUGGAAGAAGCAUAAGCGUACAAGUAGAUCUACACUAGAGAGUCUUGGGUUUACUUUAAACAGGAUGAGUCAAUAAACGUGAUCAUUUAUAUUUAUAAAUACAAUAAUUAUAGAUAUUGUAAAACUAAACUAUAACAGUUGUUACAUAGUUAUUUCCAUACAUACAUUAUUUUUGUUAUCCAUAUCCAUAUUUAAAAUGCAAUAGUUUAUCGAUCGGUGAUUUAAUUUUGGGGAGACGUUCCCGAAAAUUAAGUCAUCGAUCCCACCAGAUCACAAUAGUUAAUUAUUUAAAAUAAUUUUAGAUUUGCUCGACCGGGGACGCGAAAGCCGUUUAUUGAGAAUAAAUCGACACCAUCUAAAAUCUAGCCUAAGAUACAUUCGCAUCGACUUAUAGUUCGAAGUUAUGCCAUCGACUGGGUAACUUGUUUUCUUUGGACAAUACUUUUUAUUCUAGUUAUUUUUAUACAGAUUUUUCGAGAACAAGCAGUGAUGUUAGUCAUAUCACGGGGUUGUUCGUUGUUGUUUUUGACUCGAUAAAUAAGUCGUUGGUGUUUCUAUCUGUAGUCGAAUGAAAGUGAGCAUUUACAGUUAAGUCGUUAUAUUCUUAAGUCAAUAGCUUUAAAUAUACAGUAUCUUCCACUUUAAUAUAAUUAUUAUAAAUACAGUUAUAGCAAUAGUUCCCAAUCUGCCAUAGUACCUCAGUAAUUUUACACAUAUAUCUUAUCAAUAAGUAACGCGAUCGAUAGCAGAUUAUUAGCAGACUAGAAAAAGGACAUCAUUCACUAUGCAAAAACCUCUUCUCUCUAAAUUAAAAUCCUUUUAAUUUUACAAUAUUGGCUACAUUAACAUCAUAACAACAUUAGAAUCCAUUAUAAAAACUCAAUGCUUUGUCCUCAUAAAUACCUACCCUAAUUACUUACGUAUUUUGCAAAACUGUUCCUAUACUUAGCGGUUUUAUACUGAUAGAGGACUUUAUAUUUAAAGAUUUAUAGAUGUAAAUAUAAGGAAGUAGUCGGGUGCUAAACACCAAAGCCACCAAUCCCCAACAUAAUCUGCUGAUCCCUUUAACUACCUAUAGAUACAAUCAUAGUUCCGUAAUUCAAAGUGCACUUAUGUCUUUUAUAUAAAAAUAAGAAGUAUUAUAUUAGUAGUUCAUUCUGCGCCUCCCCGUCGAGCAAUGAUCGUUGAAUACCCGUCUUUGCAGUAACUAUAUAAAAAGUAUUUACAAUAUACCCACUUAUGACAUAUAUUGCUAGAUGUAACUUUUAUCUACAGAAAUAAUGGUAAGGCAGGAGUGUAGUUGCGCUAAAAAUUCGGCUUGUGCGCAAACUUUCUUUCUUUUUCGUUUACGCCUUGUAAUCUGAAGGCUAUUAGUAUUUAUUAAGAUGAAUAUUCAUUAUUGAAUCUUAUGGACUUAAUUUAAUAUUUUCUACCCUAUGUAUACUAUGGUGGAAAAUGCAUUGUUAUGAAGACGCUCUGGUCGAGUUUUUAUCAGAAUUGCACGACUGUUACUUGUUAUGCUUGGGUGACACAUUUUAUAAACAGAAAUAUUUUUUUAAGAAAAUCAAUUUAUAUGUCAAUGUUAAUUAAGUGGCAAUUCUAAUUUUAACUGCACUAUAUUUUUGCUGACACGAUUAGGUUUAGAUUUUCUUUUUUCGUAAUUUAAUGUAAUGCACGAUCUGCGUUUUUAUUAGUAUCAACUUUUCUUUUUUUUUAAGAGUUUCUUGUCUUAAGUAAUGCGUACCCUGGAUUCUUUGUGGAGAUAUACACAUUUUAUUAAUUUAUUUUAUUUUUUACUGAGCACACGCUGUAAUGCAGUGAAUGUGGCAUUUACGGCCGUUCAAUAUGCCUAAAUAUUGUGUUACUAUUGUAAAAGUUAUAGUUUGCCAUCGUUGAUCAAAGAGGAAAAAUAUGUUUUUACAUACCUUUAGUUAGUGAGUUUUGUUAUACUUUUCAUGUUCGGAAAGUUGGGAGGGAUGUACAAAAAUGUUUCAUAGUAUUGUGUAUCACUCAAUAAGGUAAUAGAUGUGGGACCGAAGUAAGCGGCCCCAUAGAGAGUUAGGGAUCCUCUUGAAAUUGUUGUAAGCUGAACAUCUUCAGUCAAGACACUUAAAGUACUUGUUGUAGAUUGUAUGAGAGUGGAGUUAGGCUGACCACACAUUGGAUACUAUCACUUGAGCUAUGUUUCUGAAACGACCAACAUGAUCAAUUUUUAGAAGCUCAAGCGUCCAUCUAAUUGCUCCAGCUAUUCGCGUUUGUGUAUAGCAGCCAAUUAAAGGUCAGCCUGAAUGAAAUGAGAUUAUUCAAUGGACACUUAAAUUGUAAAACAUUGUGACAUUGAGAACAAAUAUUAUUGUUGUAGGUACUAACAUACUUAAAAAUUAAUCCCAAGAAAAGAAUAUGAUUAAAUUACUUAAAACAUUAUAAACAUAGAUAGCUACUUACCCCUUUAAAUGUUACUUAUUAUCCGGUUUUUUAAGUAUGUAUCUCUAAAUUAUGAAAACAAAUAUUACCCAUUCAAUUUGUUUUUAUAAUGUAAAGAAAUAGAAGAUAUAUUUCAUUUUGUGAUUUCAAACAGAAAUCUCAAUUCACAUUGUAUAUUGGUUUCAAAACACAAAAUUAAUUUUUAACAAAAUAUAACUUUGUCGACUUUGUUCCUGAGUAUCAAAUUUUAGCGCCAACUUCAAAAUUGACAACAUGGCAUUCGUUUAGGAAUUUCUUAUUCAUAAACAAUACCUAUGAUACAAACGGGUGGGGUAACUUUGUUUUUCAUGUUAUUUUGACAGUGUUACUUUAAAAAGGAGUAGCUCAAUUUUUCUGGAAUACUUUUAAAAAUAACACUUUUAACUUAUUUAGAAUAAUUUGGUAUCAAUAAAGGGAUUUGUCGUUAAUGCAAUAUACCUACAGAAAAAACUAUGAAAUCCCAUUCUCUAAAACAAUUGCUACGUUUAUUGUGAAAUUCACAUUGAAAAGUAGUUGCCUAUUCAGCGUACCAAUUUUUUACUAUUUCUUUGUCCAUUGAAUGGGGGUGUCUUAACUUGUUUUGAUGUUGUUGAUAAAUGUGAUUAAGGAAUCAAACGGGCUGCGUAGUCAGAACAUAUCAAAGUCGGAAAACCUAGUACUCUAAGUAUCUUUGAAUCUGACAAUCACGAAUAAUUCUUUUAUUGGGUUGUACUAGACGGUCCUUUCUGUUUUGUACGAAAUCUGCAUUUUGAAUUAUAAUGGGAAAUAUAACAGUUGGAUGUAAUGAAAAUAUAAAAUUUAAUAAACUCGCAGUGAUUCCAUUGA